AUGAAAGUAAUCCCCAGGUGCAUGAGGCUUGAAUUAUUUGAUGUUGGAUUCGAAGGAACUACAAUUAGAGAUUGUUUAAGACUUCAGAAGGAAGAUAAUAGCAGUAAAAUCGUUUUCGAUAGCAACGGAACAUAUGGCUCCACAUACAAAGGAUACUCAAAACUUAAAUUAAGCAAAUAUGUGAAAAACUGCGUUCUUAAUAAAGGCAACUUUGAAUCGGAACUUCAAUUAGAAGCAUUUCCUGCGCUUAUAAGGCCUACUGAUGAUAUAAUUAUGCAUAUGCACGAGGCAGGCAUGAUGGCGUUUGUUGAGUUUAUAAAAAUAUCAAACCACUUCUACAUAGAUGAGUCAGGUAAAGCUUAUAGAAUUCCAUACACAAAGACAGAGAUCGCUGAUUCAAAUAUCCUGAGUCUAGAAGAAAAGCAUUUUGUUGGUAAACUGUUUAGAGGGCACAUGACUUUCGACGAGUUUUCACAGUCUCUUUCUGAAAGAUCAAAGGCGAUCUUAAUGAAUGGGAUUGCAGGAGAUAAUAACACAGCCAUGAGAAUGAACAUGUAUGCCAAAAACAUCGGAAUGGUACCAUUCCUGUAUCCUCGUCACGGGCAUAAAGAAAUUUCAGAAAUGUUUUCAAGAUGUAACUCUAUGUGCGGUAUUGGAUAUGUUCUGGAUCCCUUAUUAUCUGUAACUCCUAUUGAUAAUAUAGGUGAAAAUAACAUUGAUAAAGUGCAUACAGAUCAAGAUUUAAUUAAGGAAUCAGGUUCAAAUGCCACGUAUAUUGACAAGACACUAUUUGAGUAUUCAUAUAAAAUACAUACAAGUUAUGGUGAUGUGCUGACCAAAAAAGUGGUAUUUUCAGAUUCAAACAUGCCAGGAUGUUAUGUAAGAGUCAUCAACACAAAAAAACAUAUCCUUGAAAAAACAUUUUUUGCAUUUGCACGAAGAGUGCACUUGAUGAACAUCAUUGCAUUGAGUUCUGAAACAGAAUGCUGUUCAGAAGAAACUUACCUCAUAUAUAUCACUAAAAAUGAAGAAAGUGUGUCAGAUGAUGAUUUAAGGUUCUUGGGAAUUCAAGAUGAAGAUAUAAUCGAAGAUAUUUCCUAUGAAACCAUAUAUUCAUUCAAACCAGACUCGUUUGUCAUUGAAUAA
Molecule: messenger RNA, 1146 nt
Organism: Ordospora colligata OC4
Lineage: Eukaryota; Fungi; Microsporidia; Ordosporidae
Product: putative RAB escort protein
Exons: 1
Coding region: 1-1146 (381 amino acids)
Biological process (GO): protein geranylgeranylation; small GTPase-mediated signal transduction; vesicle-mediated transport
Cellular component (GO): Rab-protein geranylgeranyltransferase complex; cytoplasm; cytosol
Molecular function (GO): GDP-dissociation inhibitor activity
Source: RefSeq, a predicted model, not a curated record